CCGCCAGAGAGCGGCGGGAACCCGGCACGGGCGGUGAAACAGCGCUGUGGCUGCGGGAAGGGGACCGGGCUCGGUGAAAGACACACCGAAGGCGGGAGGCUCGUACCGUGCCCAGGACUGGGCGCUUAUUGUUAGGCAGAACCAUGUGGAUGUGAGAGCUGCCCCAACAUACGAACAACCUGAAUGUUUUGUACGAAACAGGUUUGAGGUCCUCUUCUGUGACCUGAAGAUCAUCUUGUGCCUCGGCUUGAUAUGAACUGCAGACAGCAAAAUGACAGUCAGCCCCCCGGCGCCUCCCUCCGCCGCCCCCGGCUGUAUGGUACACGGAGCCAGGGCCCCUCUCCGCCGCUCCAGCGGGAGGAGCCGCGUCCUCAGCGCCGCCGCUGCCGAGAGGUGAUUCAUGGCAGGGGACGUGGAAGGGUUUAGCUCCUCCAUCCACGACACCAGUGUCUCUGCAGGAUUCAGAGCACUGUAUGAGGAGGGAUUGCUUCUUGAUGUCACACUUGUCAUUGAAGACCACCAAUUUCAGGCCCAUAAAGCACUGCUUGCCACCCAGAGUGAUUACUUCAGGAUUAUGUUCACAGCAGACAUGCGAGAACGAGAUCAGGACAAAAUCCAUUUGAAAGGUCUGACAGCUACAGGCUUCAGUCAUGUCCUCCAAUUCAUGUACUAUGGAACUAUUGAACUGAGUAUGAACACUGUUCAUGAAAUCCUUCAGGCUGCCAUGUAUGUCCAGCUUAUAGAAGUGGUAAAGUUCUGCUGCUCUUUUCUCUUAGCUAAAAUCUGCUUAGAAAACUGUGCAGAAAUUAUGAGACUUCUGGAUGAUUUUGGUGUAAACAUCGAAGGAGUCAGGGAAAAAUUGGAUUCCUUUCUGCUAGAGAAUUUUGUGCCACUCAUGUCCAGACCUGACUUUCUUUCAUAUCUGAGCUUUGAGAAGCUCAUGUCUUACUUGGAUAAUGAUCAUCUGAGCAGGUUUCCAGAGAUAGAGCUGUAUGAAGCUGUUCAGGCCUGGCUACGCCAUGAUAGAAGACGCUGGAGACAUACGGACACCAUCAUUCAGAACAUCAGGUUUUGUUUGAUGACACCAUCCAGUGUUUUUGAGAAGGUAAAAACAUCAGAGUUUUAUCGCUACUCCCGGCAGCUGCGACAUGAGGUUGACCAAGCCAUGAAUUACUUUCAUAGCGUUCACCAACAGCCUUUGAUGGAAAUGAAAUCGAACAAAAUUCGUUCUGCCAAACCCCAGACUGCAGUAUUUAGAGGAAUGAUAGGACACAGUAUGGUAAACAGUAAAAUUCUUCUCUUGCACAAACCGAGGGUCUGGUGGGAACUAGAGGGUCCUCAAGUACCUUUACGACCAGACUGCCUUGCCAUUGUGAAUAACUUCGUGUUCUUAUUAGGUGGGGAAGAACUGGGGCCAGAUGGUGAGUUCCAUGCUUCAUCCAAAGUGUUUAGAUAUGACCCAAGACAGAACACUUGGUUACGAAUGGCAGACAUGUCUGUGCCACGUUCUGAGUUUGCUGUUGGAGUGAUUGGCAGGUAUGUUUAUGCAGUGGCUGGGAGAACCAGGGAUGAAACGUUUUACUCAACGGAACGGUAUGAUAUAACUGAAGAUAAAUGGGAGUUUGUGGAUCCCUAUCCAGUCAACAAGUAUGGGCACGAAGGGACUGUGCUUGGUAACAAGCUGUAUAUCACUGGUGGAAUUACAUCAUCUUCAACAUCUAAGCAAGUGUGUGUGUUUGAUCCCAGUAAAGAAGGGACGCUAGAGCAACGAACACGGAGAACUCAAGUGGUCACUAACUGUUGGGAGAACAAAUGCAAAAUGAAUUAUGCAAGAUGCUUUCACAAAAUGAUUUCUUAUAAUGGUAAGCUUUAUGUCUUUGGUGGUGUCUGUGUGAUCCUGAGAGCCUCCUUUGAAUCUCAAGGGUGUCCAUCGACAGAGGUUUAUGACCCUGAUACUGAUCAAUGGACUAUAUUGGCUUCUAUGCCAAUAGGUAGGAGUGGUCAUGGUGUAGCUGUUCUGGACAAACAGAUAAUGGUUCUUGGAGGCCUUUGUUACAAUGGUCAUUACAGUGAUUCAAUUCUUACUUUUGAUCCAGAGGAAAACAAAUGGAAAGAAGAUGAAUAUCCAAGGAUGCCAUGCAAGCUGGAUGGCUUACAGGUCUGCAGUCUGCACUUUCCUGAGUAUGUUUUGGAGCAUGUUAGAUGUUGCAGCUAAAAAUAAACAACCCAAUCAAAUACAAAAGAGCUAUACUGAAAAAAAUUACAAACCAGUUGAAUUCCUGCAGAGACAUUUCCUUGUGUAUAAGAACAACAGCUAAAUGCUCAAGAGAAAGAGGAUGUACGGGGAGUGUACUUACCAAGUUUAUUAGAAAAGGUGAUAGUUGGUCUGAUCUUGUGAAAGCUUUGUUGUUGUUUUUUUUUUAACAAACUUCAUUGUAAGUAUGAGAAAAAAAUAUAUUUUUGAGUUUGCUUUUUUUUAUAACAGUUUAUGUCCACAAUGUGUUUUUUUUAAUGACCAUGAUAGCACUAUGCUUUUGAGAUAAGUUGAGUUUGAAAAAAUAUUUGUGAAAGGAAGAGAAGAAAGAUGUUAUUUUCAUUUUUUAUUGAACAGCAAAAUAGAGCUUAUCACCUGUACUUGGGUACAAACAGGUAUAAAGUAACAAAACCAAACCAUUUCUGUGUUUUAUGUUGUCUUUUAGAUGCUUUUACCAUUAACUGCAAAGUACUCUCAAACCUACUACUUGUUUUCCCUUAUUUACAUUGGAGCAUAAUUUUAACCCUUUUGCAUGACCCUUUUCCUGGUUUUGUACAGUUGUCCCAGUAAGUCUGCCAAAAUGCAAAUUACACACUUUCUACUAAAUUGAAAACAAAACAUUUUUAUAUUCAAAACACUAUUUCUAUGCUGCCUUCUAUUGUCUGUGUUGUGUUUGUUGGUGGGUAAAAAAAUGUAUACACACUUGUGCAUACACUGUAAAAACUGUAUAUAAAUGCAUCUUUUAUGUGCAGUUACAAUAUUAUAUUUUAACUAGUGCACAGAUUCAGCCAUAUCUGUUGAAUUUAAGGUAUUCUUUCAUGAGCUAAAUAAUUCAAAAUUCUUAAGUGAAACUGGAAGCCUCAUUUGGUAUGAAAGUAUCUUGCCUUUAGUAUAUACUGAUUGAUUCAGUAACCUUAAACUGUUGCUACAAAAUUAACUGUUGGUUAUUUGUUAUUUUAUAAUUUUUUUUUUUAAAGUAAACUCACUUUACCUGAGUUUCUUUUUGUUUCAAUGUGCUGCCCAGUUUUCUUUUUUCAUUAAAAUGGAAAACGUCAAGAAGCAAAUGCUCAGCACUGCUGCAACCCACAGUUAUUUUUGGGACUGGAUACUGGAUAUGCUACAGUUUAUUGUCAAUACUUUGCUUAUACUCACACCUCAAUAUGAGUACUCAUAUUGAAGUGGUAUAAUCUUUUUAUUAACAUUAUUUAAUUAUUAACAAUGUUAAGAACUACUGUGUUUUAAAAAUGUGGAAUUAGAUGACUGGUUUGUUGUAUAAUUUCUGUUUCUUUUAUAAAAACCUACACAACUAUGGCUACUGACCUUGGAGUGCCUGAAUAGAGAUGGCUGGUCCAAGAGGACUUUGACUAUUCCAUUGUGUUAACUUGCAGGUAUAUAUAACAGCUGAUUGGUAAGAAUUAUCUGCCAAGACUCAAAUAAUAACAGUAACUACAUUUUUACUGUCUUUGUGGAUGUAAAUUAGCCACUUCUAGAGCCCAAAGGAGAGAUCUGGGGAAGAUGAAGGCUCAAAUGUAGUUCAGAUGCUGAAACAUGAGCUGCAUAUUUUGUAAAAUCUUAUGCUGCUGCAUUUCAUUUUAAGCAAUAGAGCUUACUUUAUAUGCAGCAAUGCAAAACCACUUUAUUCAGCAUCUUCCAGUCAGAAUUCACUGUAGAAAAGGAAUGUACAGUACUCAGGGAGUUCAAAAGAAUGCACUUACAAAGGGACCAAAAUCACCCUAAAUUUUCCCAUGUUAAAAAUAACACCUACUUGUAUAAAUGAAGUUUGAAAUAAUAGAAGUUAAAACAAUGUGUAAAACUUCUCAUAGUGUGUUCCAGUAUCUUAGUAAAAAUUAUGUUCUGAGUUGAAAUGUAUUUGGAGCUAUAUGGCAAGUCAGCAGAUUGUUAGGGUUUGUUUAUUGUUAUAAAUGAUUUAUUAAUUGAGUAUUUUCAUAUCUUUUAAAAGAAAGAGGGAAUGUUUGCCAUCAUAGCUGUAGUAAGUAAUUUACAACAGAAGAGACUGGACCAAAUAUUGAUAUUCAGCCUUCUGAUGCAGACUAGUUUGCAGCUAAAUUAGUCUUUUAUAUGAAGAAUACAGUUUACUGAACUAGAAAUCUAAUUUACUUUCUUGAUAGCCUAACUUAAAGCAAAUACGGCUUACACUAAAACCUCAGUUUCAUUGUGAGACUUGUUCGUACAUCACCCUACAUGGGGAGAGAUAAACUGACUGGUAGGUGCUGACUGUACAUAGUUUAUGGAAUAUUGGGGCACAAGAGGAAAAAAAAAACAAAGUUGGGGAUGAGGUUUUUUUUGUUUGCUUGUUUUUGUGGUUUUUUGUUCGGGUUUUUUUUGUCACUGGCUCAUUUCUCAAUAAGUUAAUGGGGCAACAAGCUAAUCCUGUGUAUCAAGGUCACAUUACAUAGAGUACUUCACUUUAUGUGGGGAGCAGCCCUGGCUUUGGAUAUCUGGUGUUCAGGAGUCAGAUGUCUUAGAGACAUGGCCAAGACUUUAUUAAAAGUAAUGGUAAGGAUAAGGGUGUCUCAAGUUACAUUUUUGAGUCUGCAUUUAAGCGCCUUCUGAAACUCUGUGCACUCAGCAACUGCCAGUAAAGUCAUUGGUGAGUGCUGACACUUGAAAAAUGAAGAACCAGAUCGGUUUUGGUGCUCUGCUUUUAAACUCAUAUUUAUCUUAAGGUGCACAGUUCUGAAAGAUCUUGUUCAGGAUUGUAGUAGUAAUUGUUCUGUGAAAUUAUAAUUGAACUGUUGGUUUCAGCUUCCCUGAAGCUGUGCCUCCAUUGAGACGCUGACUGUAACCUUUCCAGCAUUAGAGAUGGUUAGAAUUUGCUGAUUAGAAUGGUGGGGAUAUGUGAGAAUGCUUUGUCUAUUUACAUAUCUACCAUGCUUUUAUUGUUUCAGACCUGAAAUAUGAAACUUAGCUUCUGUUCUCUUUUAUACUGCAAUGGAACUUUUGAGACAGUUACUUUGGUUGCUUGGAGGGUUUUUUUAAAUUGAAAUUUUUUUAAUGUUUGCUCUUAGUAUUUAUCUCCAGAUAAUUUAGUACCUUAAUAGGAACAAGCCUCAGAUGGCUAGUGAGAAUUGCCUAUUACUAUUAAAUUUUGAGCAUUAUGGUCAGAUUAAGAUGUUUAAUCUUAAUUUAAAACAUUUUAAUGCCCGUCAUUUGUCAAAAAAAGAUAAAGUUAUGAUCUUUGGUUAUUUGAUUUGGGAAGGUUCUCCUGUUCCCAUCCUGUAAUGGAAUACCAGCAAAUCUAAUGUUACUCACAUAUUUAAAAUUCAACAUAUGACUUGCUUUGAAAAGCAAGUGUACUUGCCUUUUUUUAGAACGGUGGACAUAGUGAGUUACAAUCUAGGGUUUUUUUUUUUCACAUGUAUAGAAAAAAUGUAUCAGCUUCAAUUCUUAAUUUAGCAACCAACUUCAGGAGGAAAUUUUCUUUUCAAAUGAGACAAUGGACAAAAAGCACAGUGUUCCUGUAAAGGGGCCGGAUACUGCCAGUUCCCAUUUCACAUGCUCCUGGGUCUGUUUUAGGGGGCAGAUUGUUUUUUAUAAGUACUGCAUAAGGAAAAAAUAGCUCACUUUGUGCCAAAAGUGUUGGUAGCUUCAUUGCAGGAGGCAUCAGCCGGCAAAAAAAAAAUCUUCAGGAUUUUUUUCCCCUUGAAAUCAGCUGGUAGAAGGCAGAACUUGGUUUUACAGAGGUCCUGCUGUUUCAGAAAGCACUGCUAGCAAGUGGCAGUAUAUGAACUACCUGGCAACCUUCUAUGUUACUUCUUUUGAAAAAUGUGGAUGCCCUACUUCCUGCAGUAUGACAGCAGUCCUGAUGGAACUAGCUCUGAGGGCUUGACUGUAAUAUUUCCCUGAUUGCUGAGAUUUGCAGCUAUGUAUUCUUGAGGCCCUCUUGCCUUAGAAUCCCAAGUGCUGCAUUUCCUCAUGCUGGUAAUAUGGUAACUGCUUCUGUCAGGGAUGAAGCUUCAUUUGACACUCAGGAAAUGAAGAUAACAUUCAGCAGGUGCAAAUUCAAGCUGAUCUAUAAAGCCCCAUUGCUUAACUCAUUAUGUCCAUUCUGUAGCAAGGGGGAUAAGCAGUGUGGGGAGACACUAACAGUUCUUUAAAAUAAACUCCUAGUUUGUGUCAGCCUGCAUAUGUCAGAGUCUUUUUAGAAGUAGUUGCAUUUGUAGAGGUAUUUUGCCUUUUUAAUGUACUUUUUCUUAAAAAAAAAAAAAUAGUAAAUUUGGCCCCAGAUUCUUUUAACAUUUCAGAUGUGGACUUCGUAUGUAAAUAGUCCAGUACAAAGAAACAGAAAACUGUAUGGUACUUAAAGGAAAACUUGUAAGCUGAAGUGUCACUAAGCCUGUGCUUAAGAGUUUAUAGGGCUGGGGCCAUCAGAGAAAACAUCCCUCCUGCUAAUAAAAAUAUAUAUAAGUGGUGAAGUUACUUGAAUAAGCAUCUGUCACAAGUGAAGGGGUUUACUGAAGGAGAGUGGGAAAGAACAUAACUGGAAAACACAUCAUCUAUUUAAGCAGAGCUUGCUGGUGUCCUGUAGCUAACAUUCUUGGAUUUUUAUGUUUGUUAAACAACUUAAAGCUGCUUAAAAUAAAUACUAAUGACUUCUUUUGCAUCUGUAUUCUACUUUUGAAAGGUGGUAACUUGAAAAUUUCCCUUUGUAUGGGUAAACUUCAUAAAACAUAGUUGUAUGUUGCAGGUGGCAGAAAAACUAAUUCAUUUUGAGCACAGCUUUCCUGUGUGUCCCUCUACUAAUUUUUCUUACACUUCUCUAAGUUCAAUUUAUGUAAUCUUUUAAAAAUAGCUUUCAGAAAUCAAUUUUAAAUACGUUUGGAUUAAUAUUAAAUUGGUAGCUAGGGAAAAAUAAUUUCUAUUUGCAGAUAGCUUUUAUUUAUGGCUCUGGUAGAAAAAUCUUACUGUAAAUUUAGGAAAUGAAGUGCUCUGUAGGACUGCAAAGUUAGCUAUAUUUAGGGGGGCUUUUAUUACCUCAGUGGGACCCACCUAACUUUUAUGUCAGUGCUGGAGCACAUGAAGGGAAAAGUGAAUUAUGUGUUUAUUUUAAAUAUUUUCCCUAUAUAUUGUUAUUUUUGUAGAUCUUUUUAAAAUAAAUUAUUAUAUGCUGGAGAUUGCAAUUCCACUAUAAUAUCCCACAAUUCCAGUGUAAAAUAUCAGAUUGUAUUGGAAAGAAUGUAUUUGAUGAGUUAACAGGAAAAGUUAUUUUCAAACUGUACUGUGUGUCUAGCUAUUGGAAAUACUUUUCCUAUAGAAAAUUAAAAUUAUAUGUAUAUGACCUCAUAUAUACAUUUGGAUUAACUGUCUAAUGAUUACCCUAGGGCUGCUAUGAACUUCUCUAAAUAAUUUAUGAAUUGCCUCUUUGUAACUGUUUUAAAGCAUUUUUUCUUGUCCUUUUUUUUUUUCCAGAAAGUAAUUUUCCCUUGCUAUGGAUGCAGUAUGCUCAGACUUGCAUUUGUGCUCUGUUUGGGUUUCAAGCUGAAAAAAUGUAUAAAAUGUGUAUAAAGAAAAGUGUAAAUAAAAUAUUUUUAAUCUUUAAAUACGUA
Molecule: messenger RNA, 7821 nt
Organism: Catharus ustulatus (Swainson's thrush)
Lineage: Eukaryota; Metazoa; Chordata; Aves; Passeriformes; Turdidae
Gene: KLHL15
Product: kelch like family member 15
Exons: 6
Coding region: 401-2215 (604 amino acids)
Biological process (GO): protein ubiquitination; nuclear protein quality control by the ubiquitin-proteasome system
Cellular component (GO): nucleus; Cul3-RING ubiquitin ligase complex
Molecular function (GO): protein binding
Source: RefSeq, a predicted model, not a curated record